This is a messenger RNA of Ostrinia furnacalis (Asian corn borer), 619 nucleotides long. RefSeq names its product cystine/glutamate transporter-like. The annotation marks the transcript as partial. Lineage: Eukaryota; Metazoa; Arthropoda; Insecta; Lepidoptera; Crambidae. The transcript is spliced from 3 exons. The record is from RefSeq and is a predicted model, not a curated record. Gene Ontology annotation, biological process: amino acid transmembrane transport. Gene Ontology annotation, molecular function: L-amino acid transmembrane transporter activity.
AUGCUGGUCUCGCUAGUGAUGCUGAUCCCCGACAACCUGACGACGCUGAUCACGUACUGCACCGUAGUGGAGUCUUUCUUCACCACGCUGAGUUGCAGCGCCGUGCUGUGGCUGCGGUACAAGAAGCCCGACCUGCCGCGCCCUAUUAAGGUCCAGACGUGGAUCCCGGUGACGUUCGUGGUGGUGUCGACGAUCCUGAUGGUGGUGCCCAUUCUGAGCGAGCCAGUAGCGGUGGUGGCGGGCGCGCUCAUCACCUUCGCUGGCGUGCCCGUCUACUGGGCGUUUGUGCGCGCCAAACCGCGCGUCGUGCGCGACCUGUCCACAAAAUUCACACACACAUGCCAAAAAUUGUUCCUGUCGGCGGUCGAAGAAAAAGAUGACUAAAGCGUAUCAUUAAGAUCUGAAAACUGCUGAAGGAAUCUCACAGGAAUCUGCGGUUUAUAAGGUUUUUCGUUUUAUUUUUAUGAAUAGUUACCGUAGAUGUACACUGGUCAUUACAAAAAUCGACCCUCCCGCGACAAGGACUUUCAAACGUAUGCAUUUCCACUUCUCACAAAUGGUGGCACCAUUUGAAAGCCUAGUUCUAAAGUUCAUUUCAUUAAAAGAAAGGUUUUUACCC